This is a messenger RNA of Miscanthus lutarioriparius, 294 nucleotides long. The record is from the annotation of a GenBank genome assembly. Lineage: Eukaryota; Viridiplantae; Streptophyta; Magnoliopsida; Poales; Poaceae.
AUGAAUGAUGCAUGCGAAAAGAUAAAAGAACUUGCUGAAGAUAAAUGGAAGGACAUGUUAGAACAAUGCCUUGCACUGACAGAACUACCAAAGGUCAUGCCACGAACAGUGUUUGACUUCGCAAGAACCAUAGAUAAUAUGUACAAGAAUGAUCAUGAUGGAUUCACUUCUUCAGAAGCACUCAAAGAAAUGAUAGAGCUACUAUUCGUGAAGCCAAUACCGAAUGAAGAUUGUCAAGUGGUGAACGACAUUAUAUGGUCCUACCGGUUGUUCUCAGGUUCUACAGGGAAAUAG